AUGUCGCGCGACCAAACACCAACAACACCAACAACUCCCGAUGCCGCCCGCUCCUGGCUAAGCGGCGGCUCAGCUCCCUCCGCGCCGUCCCAAGAUCUCACUCCCCCAACCGGUCAACAACCACCAGCACAAUCGAUCACCAACAACGCAGUACCAGAAAGUCAACAACCCAAAAAACAACACACCAACAGCACCUACAUCCCCAUCUCCACUGCCCUCUCGUCCAUAAAACCCGAAGACUUCCUUUCGGUGCACGAAACCCCGUGCGCGCGGCAGGGGUUCAUGACCGGCAUCGGCUCCGGCGCGUCCAUCGGCGUUCUGCGGUGGAUCAUGGGCCUGCCGAUCCCCAAGGCGGCCAACUGGGGCGUGGGGUGCGGGAUCGUGGGCGCGAUGGCGCAGUACGAGUACUGCCAGUGGCAGCGGCGCAAGGAGAAGGAGAAGAUGCAGCGGGUGGUGGCGGUUUACACGAAGAAGCAGGCGGAGAGUAGAGCGAAGGAGGCGAAGGAGGCUAGGGAGAGGAGGGAGAAGGCAGCAGAGCUGGAAGGGAAGGGGGAGGAGGGAGGAGGAGGACAGAGGAAGAAGAGUUGGUAUAAGUUUUGGUGA
Messenger RNA from Sordaria macrospora k-hell, 603 nucleotides. RefSeq lists its product as uncharacterized. Gene Ontology annotation, biological process: mitochondrial respiratory chain complex IV assembly. The record is from RefSeq and is a predicted model, not a curated record. Gene Ontology annotation, cellular component: mitochondrial inner membrane; mitochondrion. Lineage: Eukaryota; Fungi; Ascomycota; Sordariomycetes; Sordariales; Sordariaceae.